AUGCCUCUCCAGAUAUUCUGCACCAUCUCCUUCUCCAGCGAGGAAGGACCAAGAGAUGUUGCAGCCACCGGGACAGGAGACAACGGAGCAGAUGAGUUCCUGUAUGGGCAGGAGGAGGAUGAAGAGGAGGAGGAGGAUGCAGGGGCAGCCACGGACUUUGUGGCCUUUGCCAGCAGCUGCACACUGCACGGCCUGAGCCACAUCUUCGUGGAGGGCAGCCUGGGUGCCCGGCAGGCACUCUGGGCUCUGGCCUUCCUCCUCUCCCUCUCCGUCUUCCUCUACCAGGUGGCCGACCGCAUCGUCUACUACCUGGAGUACCACCACGUCACACUGCUCAGCGAGGAGGACAGCCCUGAGAUGACCUUCCCUGCCAUCACCUUCUGCAACACCAACCGCGUGCGGCUCUCACAGCUCAGCCACGAGGAUCUGCUCUACCUGGCGCCCCUGGUUGACUACGAGCCCGGGAUGGAGCUGGGCUUCAUGCCAGCCCAGCCUGGCCCUGAGGAUGACGAUGAGCCCCUCAAUUUGUAUGUGUUUUUUAACCGCACUUGCCACCAGCUGGAGGACAUGCUGCUGAGCUGCAGCUACCGGGGCGAGCCGUGUGGCCCCGCUGACUUCACCGUGGUCUUCACCCGCUAUGGGAAGUGCUACACCUUCAACGCGGGGCAGGACGGGAAGCCCCGGCUCAUCACCAUGAAGGGGGGCACCGGCAACGGCCUGGAGAUCAUGUUAGACAUUAAGCAGGACGAGUACCUGCCGGUGUGGGGGGAGACAGAUGAGACCUCAUUCGAAGCCGGAAUCAAGGUGCAGAUCCACAGCCAGGAUGAGCCCCCACUGAUCGACCAGCUGGGCUUUGGGGUGGCUCCCGGCUUCCAGACCUUCGUGUCCUGCCAGGAGCAGAGGCUCAUCUACCUGCCACCUCCCUGGGGCGACUGCAAGGCCGUGGCGGGCGACUCGGAGUUUUAUGACAACUACAGCAUCACCGCCUGCCGCAUCGACUGCGAGACCCGUUACCUGGUGGAGAACUGCAACUGCCGCAUGGUGCACAUGCCAGGCGAUGCCCCUUACUGCACCCCGGAGCAGUACAAGGAGUGCGCGGACCCGGCCUUAGAUUUCCUGGUGGAGAAGGACAAUGAGUACUGCGUCUGUGAGAUGCCCUGCAACGUGACCCGCUACGGCAAAGAGCUCUCCAUGGUGAAGAUCCCCAGUAAAGCCUCUGCCAAGUACCUGGCCAAGAAGUACAACAAGUCGGAGCAGUACAUCGGGGAAAACAUCCUCGUGCUGGAUAUCUUCUUUGAAGCGCUGAACUACGAGACUAUCGAGCAGAAGAAGGCAUACGAGGUGGCUGGUGACAUUGGAGGGCAGAUGGGGCUGUUCAUUGGGGCCAGCAUCCUCACAGUGCUGGAGCUGUUCGAUUACGCCUACGAGGUGAUAAAGCAUCGGCUGUGCCG
Nestor notabilis (Kea) is the source of this 1451-nucleotide messenger RNA. Its product is annotated as acid-sensing ion channel 1-like. The record is from RefSeq and is a predicted model, not a curated record. NCBI's taxonomy places the organism in Eukaryota, Metazoa, Chordata, Aves, Psittaciformes, Psittacidae. The annotation marks the transcript as partial. Gene Ontology annotation, biological process: sodium ion transmembrane transport. Gene Ontology annotation, cellular component: membrane. The transcript has 10 exons.